This is a messenger RNA of Cladocopium goreaui, 761 nucleotides long. NCBI's taxonomy places the organism in Eukaryota, Dinophyceae, Suessiales, Symbiodiniaceae. The record is from the annotation of a GenBank genome assembly.
UGAAGACAACAACACCAGUGUGACUGUGGCCAGCAAUGGCAGCUCCUCCUGGACACCGACAGACCACCGUUGGGGCCAGACAGACCACUGGUACCGCUGGCAGCGCUGUGUCCAUGGAGGUCGAUCCAGACGUCCGGGAGCUGCGGAGGAAGCAGACGGAGAUGGUUCAAGCGAUGCAGAGCAAAAAAAAAGGCUUCAAACUGGAUGACGUGGCCAAUCUGGUCCUUUCCAUGCAUUCAGAUUUGAACGCCACGCGUGAUGAGUUGCAGCGCUACAUCUCCAUGUCUGACAAGCAACUGUCAGAACGCUUACAAGAUGGCGUGACGAAGCUAUCGGUGUUUCAACAGAACCUGGAGGCAACUGCAUUUGACCUGGCAGCCAGGUUCAAAAUCAGGUUGAACAAUCGAAUGCAGGCCUUGCAGGACAAGAUGGAUCAAGAGAUGCAGCACAAGGCCAAUCAGUUGCAGGAGCUCUUCGAGACCAUGGACCUCACGCGUCGUCAGCUCAUCGCCAAGGAAGCCUUGCUGCGCAACGAGUCACGCGUCUUGUGGGGUGUCUCAGAUGUCUCAGGUUAUGGCCACGGCUGUGGCCAGAUGCGCAAGAACAAUGAACUCAUCACGGGGUCCCUGAAAGCUUCAGAGAAGGAGAUGCAGCGAUGUCAGUGGCUGGUUUUGUUCCUUGUCCAAGCGGAAAAGGUGGCAGAAUCCAAGAGCUUCAAGAGCGGAAUGCUCCCAGCUAUUCAGCUAUUCUAUGUUUCAUAG